GGGAACUGUUGGGACGCGAGCUGGCGCCAAAUUUUAGAACUUUCCGCCGUCAGCGGAUGAGGCGCCUGAGGGGGAGAGAGACUUCAAUUGUUGAAUCAUUUAAUAAAUGGAACAGUAGAGGAUAGUUAGUGAUUAUUAAAUAACUUGCAGUUGAGGCGCCUGAAAGUUGCCGCCGUGCUCCUGUGUCGGAGCUACUUUCCAUCCCCGUCCGUUCCCCCUUCACAAGAUGUCAGCUGAGCAAGUGGCCGGCUACUCGCCCAGCUUUAGGAAGCCGUCCGAGGUGCUGAGGUUGAGGAGGAAACGAGCCCGCAGCGCGGCCGGGCAGCUUCCAUCGGGCGGCUUCAGCUUGCCCGAGCAGCCGACCAUCGCCACGGUUUCCCCGGCCGACAAGGAUGAGCACGGCGGCCCGAGGCAGCGGCCGCAGCAGCAGCAGCAACAACAACAGCGUAAGAAGUGCAGGAGGAACCCGUUCGCCGAUGUCGCCAACACCCGCGGGCUGUCGGCGGAGAGUUCGUCUCCUGCAGCCGAGGAGAAGCCGCAGAGCGAAGGGGACCCUCAGGUGUCAUCUAAAGGAGGUGAAGAUUCCAUUUGGGAAGGAAAGUUUAUUUCCCACGAACUGCCAUUUCCUGUGCCAGUUAAAAAUUUACAGUACUCUGGAGCACUGCCUGAAUUCACUUCUUUGCCUGCAGACUUCCCUGCUGACUGGAGUGUCAAAACAUGGGUUCUUUUCACGUCCCCUCGUCCUUUUACUUGGACAGGUCAGCUAAAAGCAUCAGAAGAAGCCAAAGGAUUAAUUCAACACUGUCGUUCCUCAGUAGUUGAUUUCCCUUUGUACAUAGAGGAUCCAAUAUCGUGUACAGAUUUACGCUGUGCCUUCCAGCAGAAUCUUGUAUACUGGCUUCAUCCUUCGCUGCCAUGGCUAUCACUGUUCCCUCGUAUAGGUGCAGAACGGAAAAUGGCUGGCAAAAAUAAUCCAUGGGCACAAGAUGAAGAGCUCCAACAAGUGCUAAUGGGUGAAUGGUCACUCAGUUUUAGUUCUCUGUAUAAUUUAUUGCGAGCCAAACUUUGCCCUUAUUUCUACUUCUGCACAUAUCAAUUCACUGUGCUGUUCCGGGCAGCUGGAAUAGCAGGAAGUGAUGUCCCUACAGCUGUUAUUUCCCCAACGACAAGGGGUCUUCGAGAAGCCAUGAAAGAUGAAGGGAUUACAUUUUCCAUGCCCUUACUGGAAGAUGGUAGAAAUGGAGAGACCAAAAAAAGUGAGACUACAGAUGUGGGCACGCACAUUCCAAAUGUUGAAGCACAGGAGAAAAACUCAGAUGUUCAGAAAGAACAUGCUGGCAGUAGUGAAGAGGAUGACGACGAUGAUGAUGAUGGGGCCUCCUGGCUGAAAUAUAUGGGUGUACAGGACAACGUUCGAAAACUUAACUCUAUGUCCAUUAAACUUCGUAAGGAACACAACCUUGUGCAAAUGGACCAUAAGCCUGAAUCAGCUGUGCUAGUGAAAGGCCUGCACACAUUUACUUUGCUGAACUUCCUUAUGAACAAUAAGAGCAUAGUAGCUGUAGCUGGACCACAAGCAGGACUCCCACCUACACUUUUGGCACCUGUUGCAUUCAGAGGAGCCUCGAUGCAGACGUUAAAGGCAAGAAGUAUUAACAUAAAGGCACAUCAUCCCUCUGGGAUGAAGGAAUCUCACAGCCUUGAGAUCACUGGUCCUAUCAUGCCUCACACCAUCCACAGCCUGACACUGAUGCUGAAAUCGGCUCAGAAAGGAAACUUUGCAGCCAACUUUCACACGCAUGAACCAACAUCAGUGUUUAACAUACCCCUCAAACUGGAACAUCAGGAAGAUAAGGAUCACUCUUCAGGUGAGCUGUCUAAUUAUGGUCUACACCCAGAAACACUGACUCAACUAAUGCAACAGCCAACCAUUGGAAAAUCCUCCAUAAAGCAUAUAGAAAUGGACAACUAUAAAUAUACAUGGAAGUUGUGAUUGCUGAAAUUCAGUAGAUGCUAUGAUUUACUUUUAAAAAGUUUUAAGUAUUCACAUAUUGUAGAUGUUGAAUGAAAUGCAACUGAAUUCUGG
Molecule: messenger RNA, 2086 nt
Organism: Amblyraja radiata (thorny skate)
Lineage: Eukaryota; Metazoa; Chordata; Chondrichthyes; Rajiformes; Rajidae
Gene: donson
Product: DNA replication fork stabilization factor DONSON
Exons: 10
Coding region: 227-1993 (588 amino acids)
Biological process (GO): nuclear DNA replication
Cellular component (GO): nucleus
Source: RefSeq, a predicted model, not a curated record